This is a messenger RNA of Pseudocercospora fijiensis CIRAD86, 1256 nucleotides long. RefSeq lists its product as uncharacterized. The transcript is spliced from 2 exons. The record is from RefSeq and is a predicted model, not a curated record. NCBI's taxonomy places the organism in Eukaryota, Fungi, Ascomycota, Dothideomycetes, Mycosphaerellales, Mycosphaerellaceae. The annotation marks the transcript as partial.
CACGAUGAACAUAUCGCAACUGCACGCGACAAUGUCUGGCUAUAUCCGCACGUGAUGCUGUAAAAUAUCGCCGGCCCGCAGCGUAGAAAGACAGACGUCCUUCUCGUGCGCGGCCGACUCUCCUUCACACUGUCUUUGUGUCUCGUGCUUUCAGCGCAUUCACUCUGACAAGGGCCACACCUUCUUUUUUGGCCGCACCACUCUCGUUGUUGCAGACCUCACAUAAAAGCAUUGUGCAUUUCCGACUCACUCUCACCUCUCCGUGCAUUCCAGAAACAUUUCGACUCAGCUACCACAGCCAUCCUUCACCACUGCGACUUCGAAAUUACUCGGCAGGCCCGAAUUCUGGAACGUCGCCAACACCUCUUCACCACUUCAUGCUGUUUCUACAAAAUCGCAUCGCAACCUCGAAGCUGGACUUCGACCCUUCCAUCAACGCAAGGACAAAGACAAACACCAUGCUUACUUUCCACGCCAAGCUCCUAGCCCUCCUCGCGCUCGUCACCCUCUCGCCUCUCGCAUCGGCACACUCAUGGGUCGAAGAAUACCAGGUCAUCUCCGACAAUGGCUCCUAUACCGGCGCUCGCGGUUACUCGCGAGGCUACGUAUCCCGAGCUGACCCAACCUACGACGGCUUCUCCAUGAUGUGGAUGCUUCCCUCGCUCGAGGCUCGCAAACCUGACGGCGCUGUCCGAUCGCGAAUCAACUCUUCCGACUUUCUUUGCCACCCAGCCCAAAGAACUUCCAACUACACCGCAGACUUUCCCAAACUCAACGUCUCUCCUGGCGAUUACGUCGCUGCAAAGUACCUCGAGAAUGGUCACGUCACUCUCCCAUGGAACAUCACUGGCAAGCCUCCAGGCUCCGGCACCAUCUUCAUCUUCGCUACCAGUCAACCAUCAGACACCGAGAAGAUAUCCGAUGUCAUGGAAUGGAACACUGCAGGCACUGGCGGUAAUGGCAAGGGAUUCCUCUUGACUGCCCAGAACUUUGACGACGGACGCUGCCAUCAGCUCAACUGCGGCAGCAUUUCCGAGCAGCGUCAAAUGCUCACCCCAAAUCACGUCGCUGGUCAACCAACCUCGACGGUAGAGAGCUGGUGCGAGACUGACAUCAAGAUCCCAACCAACCUCACCGCCGGCACACUGACCACCUACUGGGUCUGGCAGUGGCCAACCGAGCCGAACGCCGACUGCAAUACGCCCGCCGGCAAGGACGAGUAUUACACCACCUGCGCCGACUUCGAGAUUGUUGAA